UUUCCGGUGCAUGUGUCAAAGUUAAGACAGGUCAACGUGCCCUUCCACACGUGUUUUGCGUAAUCUACUAGAAGCCGCUCCUACAGUGAGUUAUCCGACCAUCGCAGAGGCGUCAGACUUAUUUAUUUGUCUUUAGAUACUAUAAUAUUUAUAUACAACUAUGCUAAAGUCAGUUGUCCGCGCUGUGGGAGCCGCUGUCCGCGUCUCUUCACUCACCGCAACCACAGCCCGAUCUUUACCUAGCAGCUCCGCUAAGCUGUGCGCUCCAAGCUCGGCAACAGCUCGGCCCUUCACGCGGUCUCUGUGGAUGCUGAACAGCAGCGGGGCGUCGGACCGGCCCAAACUGUUCAGUUCUAAGGUCUUCAAUCCAUCGGUGUCGUGUGGCUGUGGAGGACUGCACACAGAAGGUGACAAGGCCUUUGGAGAGUUCCUCGUUGAUGAAAUCAAAGAGGAAAGGAAAAUCCUGAAAAACAAAUCCCUCCCCAAGAUGUCUGGAGGAUGGGAACUGGAGAUGAAUGGCACAGAAGCAAAGCUCAUAAGGAAUGUGUCUGGAGAAAAAAUUACCAUCACAUUCAACGUCAAUAACAGCAUUCCACCUAACUUUGAGGAAGAGGCAGAACAAGGGGAACAGAAGUCAGCAGAUGAAGAGCCAGAAAUGGUGUCCACACCAAACUUUGUCGUUGAAGUAACAAAACAGGCUGCAAAACAUUCCCUGGUGUUUGACUGUCAUUUUCCUGAAGAUGAGAUGAGUCACGGUGAAGGAGAGGAGGAGAGCGACAUCUUUGCCAUCCGUGAGGUCAGCUUCCAGCCUGAGGGAGAUUCAGAGUGGAAGGAAACCAGCUAUACGCUGAACACAGACUCUUUGGACUGGGCUCUGUACGAUCACCUGAUGGACUUCCUGGCUGACCGCGGGGUCGACAACACCUUUGCAGAUGAACUGAUGGAGCUAAGCACGGCAAUUGAGCAUCAGGAGUACAUCAAGUUUUUGGAAGACCUCCAAGGCUUUGUCAAAUGUAACUAAUGUUAAAUGUUUGUUUGCCAGAAUGUGUACAGAAGAGAGCUUGGAUGUAAGACUAAAGCACUGAAUGGGAUUCUAGCGGAUUAAUUGUCUCAGAGACCAUGACCUUCUGUGAGCACUUGUCACAAAUGCCCGUUUUGUUAAAAUGUGACUGUUUUUCUCUAACUUAACUCAAAGAUAAUAGUAUUGUUUAAGUAAAUAUGAAGACCACAGAUGUUUCAGGUCCUGUCAGUUUACACACAUCAUCACUGCAAGAAAUGCCUCAUAAUUUUAGACUUCUCUUUUACUUGUGAUUGUUUAAAACGGUCUAGUCAGCAGAUGUCCAUCACUAUUGAACCUGUAUCAAGAUCUUACAGAGGCAGAGAGAAUAGGUCAAGAUGUGAAAACAAAACAAUUCAAAAUGCCAAAUUCUCCUGUGACACCUUUUUGUAAAACCAUGCAAUCCUACGUUGAGUCUUACUUCCAUCUGGCUUGAUGGGGUGGGGCUGACAAAUUGAUUUGACUGUUAGACAAGACAAAAGUCUGAAUUUGAAUCACAUGUAUCAUUCAGUCAGUCAGUAAAAAGUGUCCAAUAAAACUGUUUGAUACAAAAGUCAUUAAAAUCUCAAGCCUUCAUAUUUUGUAGG
Messenger RNA from Betta splendens (Siamese fighting fish), 1644 nucleotides. RefSeq names its product complement component 1, q subcomponent binding protein (gene c1qbp). Gene Ontology annotation, cellular component: mitochondrial matrix. Gene Ontology annotation, biological process: cytosolic ribosome assembly. Bases 161 to 1021 code for a protein of 286 amino acids. Lineage: Eukaryota; Metazoa; Chordata; Actinopteri; Anabantiformes; Osphronemidae. The record is from RefSeq and is a predicted model, not a curated record. The transcript is spliced from 6 exons.